AAGAUGAAUCAGUGUACCAUGCUUUCGUAGCGGACACAAGCAAGCCAUUUGUAAACAAAUAUUUUACUACAAGGACCAUAACCAUUAGACCAUAAGACCGAACAUGCCGGUAAAGUGUGGCUUAUGUGAGAAGAAAGCGAUACUGAAAAGACCUAAAACGGGAGAUGCUCUGUGUAAAGACUGCUUCUUUUGGGCAUUUGAGGAAGAAGUUCACAAGACCAUAAUAGAUGCAAACCUUUUCUCCCCUGGUGAAGUUGUGGCAAUAGGAGCCUCUGGUGGAAAAGAUUCCACAGUACUGGCAUAUACAUUAAAAACAUUAAAUGAGAGAUAUGACUACAAACUGGAUCUCAUUUUGCUAUCCGUUGAUGAAGGGAUUACUGGCUAUCGAGAUGACUCACUUGAGACUGUCAAGAGAAACCAGCAACAAUAUGAGCUUCCCCUAAAAAUAAUCUCAUAUAAGGAACUCUACGGAUGGACAAUGGAUGACAUUGUUAAACAAGUUGGUUUAAAAAAUAAUUGUACCUUUUGUGGUGUAUUCCGUCGACAGGCAUUAGACAGGGGUGCAAUGUUAUUGAAAGUUGACAAGAUUGUGACUGGACAUAAUGCUGAUGAUAUUGCUGAAACUGUUAUCAUGAACAUAUUGCGAGGUGACAUAGCUAGGCUUAAGCGAUGCACAGCAAUUACAACAGGUGCAGAUGGAGCCUUGCCAAGAUGCAAGCCAUUCAAAUACACAUAUGAAAAAGAAAUAGUCAUGUAUGCAUAUUUUAAGAAGUUGGACUAUUUUUCAACGGAAUGCAUUUACUCACCAAAUGCAUACAGAGGACAUGCAAGAACUUACAUCAAGGAUCUAGAGGCAAUUAGACCCAGUUCUAUCAUUGACAUAAUUCAUUCUGGAGAAUGCAUGGCAGUGAAGAAGGAAGUCAAAUUACCAGUUCAAGGCACUUGUUCCAGGUGUGGUUACAUUUCUAGUCAAGAGGUGUGCAAGGCAUGUGUACUUUUGGAAGGUCUUAACAAAGGGUUGCCAAAGCUUGGUAUUGGAAAACCACACAAAGUAAAAAAGCUGGAAGCUCAAGGCAAAAUUUUCACGGAUACUAAGAAUCCAAAGUUUGUUGAAAAUCGAGAUGCUGACAAAGGAUCAAUGGCCAAUAAUGCAGCAGCACUGGACUUUUGAAUUUGGCUUCAUUUGUUGCAUUUUAAGUGGUUUACACAUGUACACCUAGUUGAUAAUUUUUCUUCUGUUCCUAUGCUCAUCUUGUAUAAAUAAGAUGCUAUAAAUUAUGUUUGCCUGAUGCAGUGGCCCAAGGAUAUGACAGCACCAUUGCUCCGUAAAAAAA
Lingula anatina is the source of this 1334-nucleotide messenger RNA. RefSeq names its product cytoplasmic tRNA 2-thiolation protein 1-like. Gene Ontology annotation, biological process: tRNA wobble position uridine thiolation. NCBI's taxonomy places the organism in Eukaryota, Metazoa, Brachiopoda, Lingulata, Lingulida, Lingulidae. Gene Ontology annotation, cellular component: cytosolic tRNA wobble base thiouridylase complex; mitochondrion. The record is from RefSeq and is a predicted model, not a curated record. Gene Ontology annotation, molecular function: tRNA binding.